CCUGGUGAUUGUCUAAUUCUUUUCUCUUUCUCUGCCCCUCUGACUCUUCUUCCUCUUUAUUCUGUCCAUCAGUUUUGUUGGAUUUCAGAAGAUUUUUAAGGCAGCAAAAUCUCAGAAGCAGGCCCCGUUGGGUUUCCUUAUUUGAAGUACUAAUGUCAGAGGAUAUGAAUCUAUCAGUGAAUGGUCAGUCUCAGGUCCCUCCAGGGUUCCGAUUCCAUCCUACAGAAGAGGAGCUUCUGCACUACUAUUUGAGGAAGAAGGUGGCCUAUGAGAAGAUAGACCUGGAUGUGAUUCGUGAUGUUGAUCUUAAUAAGCUUGAGCCCUGGGAUAUUCAAGAGAAAUGUAAAAUAGGAUCCACUCCACAGAAUGAUUGGUACUUCUUCAGUCACAAAGAUAAGAAGUACCCCACAGGGACAAGAACAAAUCGCGCCACCGCAGCAGGGUUCUGGAAAGCCACUGGGCGCGAUAAGGUUAUCUACAGUAGCUUUAGAAGAAUUGGAAUGAGGAAGACACUGGUUUUCUACAAGGGUCGAGCCCCACAUGGACAAAAGUCCGAUUGGAUCAUGCAUGAGUACAGGCUUGAGGAGAACACCCCAGUUCAUGACACCAUGGCAUCCAAUUCACUGGGAGAGUCCAUGCCAGAAGAUGGUUGGGUGGUCUGCCGCGUUUUCAGAAAGAAAAACUACCAGAAGACCUUGGAGAGCCCUAAAAGCACAUCAAACUCUAUGGAUUCAAGGACCCAGAUGCUCAAUUCAAGCAACGAUGGGGUUCUAGAUCAGAUACUUUCCUACAUGGGAAGGACUUGCAAGCAGGAAAAUGAAGCAAUCAGCAACGUGAACUUCUCUGACAGCAACAACACCAUGAGGUUUCUCAACCAAAACAACACAGGCAUCAGCGAGGGUCUCCAAGAAAGGUUUAUGCAUCUUCCAAGGCUGGAGAGCCCAACUCUUCCUUCUCUGCCCAACAACAGCUCACACUUUGAUCAGGAACGGUGUUUUAAUAUUGCUUGCUUGCAAUCAAUUGAUGAGAUGCUCAGAGGAAGUGAGCCUUCCUCUGAGAACCAAGGCAGUGGGUGUAACACCAUCCCAGUUCAUGACCCCAAAGCUGGGCUCAAUGACUGGGUUGCCUUUGACAGGCUGGUGGCUUCUCAGCUCAAUGGUCAAGUGGACACCAAGCAACUCUCCUGUUUCAGUACAGACCCCAACAUGGGUUUCUGCCUUUCUCCUGACCAUGAUGUAGAAUUAUCACACCUACGUUCGAGUAGACCGAAUCCAAACCCCCAGAACUAUAACAGCGAGAUGGAUCUGUGGAACUUCACUCGAUCAUCCUCCUCCUCCUCAUCAGACCCAUUAGGCCAUUUGUCGGUAUAACAGAUCAACCGCUUGAGAUAUCAUAUGUUUUAGCUAGCUAGAUAAUACUGUGUAUUGCAUAAAUAACCGUGGUGAUUUCUGAGAUGUAGCAGCAUUGCCAACCAUUAUCCCUACUUAAUUAAUAACAUCUUCCAUUUCACCAUUGUUGAUGAA
Molecule: messenger RNA, 1523 nt
Organism: Vitis riparia (riverbank grape)
Lineage: Eukaryota; Viridiplantae; Streptophyta; Magnoliopsida; Vitales; Vitaceae
Product: NAC domain-containing protein 43-like
Exons: 3
Coding region: 153-1370 (405 amino acids)
Biological process (GO): regulation of DNA-templated transcription
Molecular function (GO): DNA binding
Source: RefSeq, a predicted model, not a curated record